This is a messenger RNA of Diaporthe citri, 1281 nucleotides long. RefSeq lists its product as uncharacterized. Gene Ontology annotation, molecular function: transmembrane transporter activity. The coding region runs from base 1 to 1281 and encodes 426 amino acids. The record is from RefSeq and is a predicted model, not a curated record. The transcript is spliced from 2 exons. Lineage: Eukaryota; Fungi; Ascomycota; Sordariomycetes; Diaporthales; Diaporthaceae. Gene Ontology annotation, biological process: transmembrane transport.
AUGUCUGAUCAAGGUGCACCCAAGGGCUUUCGCUUCUGGGCGGUUAUUGCAGCGCUCUCCAUGACGUCGCUGCUAUCUGCGCUGGAAAACACAGUGGUAUCGACACCUUUACCUACGAUAGCAGCUCUGUUGGAUAUUGGACGAGACUAUUCCUGGGUCACCAACGCUUUCUUCCUCACCAGGUUGCAAAGAAUCGAUUAUGCCGGAAACCUCGUCAUCAUUGGUGCAACCGUCGCGAUUCUCUACGCCCUGACCUACGCCGGUACUCUGAUGGCAUGGUCCGACGCUCGUGUUAUCACGCCUCUCGUUGUGGGUGUGAUUGGAUUGGCAUUGUUGAUCCCGAUUGAAGUUUGGGUGGAAAGACACUCUCCCGCGGACCCUGUUGUCCCUGCGCGCCUUUUCUCGAGCCGGACAGGAAUUGUCGUGGGAGUCAACACUUUUAUCAACUCCAUGCUCCUCUACUGGGCAAUGUUCUUCCUGCCGCUGUACUUCCAGUCCGUGAAGCAGUUUACUCCAGCUGAAGCCGGGGUUCAGAUGCUGCCGGUGCUGUUGGUCUCCGUGCCUAGUGCCAUCGCCGCCGCUCUUGUCCUCUCGAAGUAUGGAAAGUUCAAGCUUCUCCACGUCGUUGGCUUUGCGUUGAUGGCCGUUGGUCUAGGGCUUUUGAGUAUAAUGGGCGCGGAAUCCGCCAAGGCGCUAUGGGUCACCUUCCAAAUCAUCGCUGCUAUAGGCUCAGGCAUGGUAUUGAACACACAGCUGCCUGCUUUUCAAGCUAGAGUUCCAGAGGCCGACCAGGCCAGUGCGACCGCAACAUGGGCAUAUAUCCGAUCAUUUGGCAAUAUAUGGGGGGUUUCCAUCCCCGCAGCAGCCUUCAAUGGUCGGUUCGAGGCAUUGGCAGCCGGUAUAGCUGAUGAUGCUGUGAGAACGGAUUUGGCCCAAGGCAAGGCUUUUCAACACGCCACAAAGACUUUCGUCAGUGGUUUGCAGCAGCCAACACUAAGACAGGCUGUGCAUGUUUUCAGCGAGUCGCUUCGGCUAGUCUGGUGGCUCGCCGCUGCAUUCGCUGCCCUCGCGACGCUGUUAGCUCUUGUGGAGCGGGAGAUACCCUUGCGCACUGAACUCGAGACCGAGUUCGGGCUCACAAGUACCGAACACAUAGUAGUCGAAGACCCAGAUGAAUCAGGUGUGAAACACGCAAAGAGCAAGGACACCGGGGGCUCGACGUUUGCUGAGGACGGGCCAGGAAUUCAUGAGAGUGGCUUGGUAUCCGAGUCUCAUUGGUAG